Messenger RNA from Peromyscus maniculatus bairdii (prairie deer mouse), 6926 nucleotides. The record is from RefSeq and is a predicted model, not a curated record. NCBI's taxonomy places the organism in Eukaryota, Metazoa, Chordata, Mammalia, Rodentia, Cricetidae.
GCCCUCCUGCAGUGUGCUCCUGUGGUCCUCUUCUCUCUCCUGGGAAGCAUCCCUGGUUUUGAGCCCCAGGGGGCUCACUCUGAACUUGCUUCCCUUUGCCAACCGAUCGUUAAAGACAUUGAACCAAGUAGGUUUUCCGGGAGCAAGGGGUGUCCAUGUCUAGUUCAUUCAGUCAUCCAGCGAAGUUGUUACUGGCCACCUGUCCUAGGCAUGUGAUAAAAAAGCAUCGACCAACUGAGCGGGGCAGAAGGAUGGUUCCCCGGGCGGGUCUGGAAAUGGAUGGCUUUGGGGAGCUCAAGAGACCCAUUUUCUCCGACCUCGUCACUGGGUCCAGCUGCUCCCCGGAAUUUCUCCAGCCCAUUCUCACAGUCGGGGCUCAUUCGGAGCCUUACUCCUGGUUCUCCUGCCAGUAGCCCACAAGUUUGCGUCUCAUGUGACUGUCAAGGUCACUGGGUGCUUUCGCACAGGGGCAAGCCAGACACAGAGCGCGGCGUGUGUGGUCUUAGCGCUGUUAUUUUCCAGGUUGGGCCGUGGAGUUAUCUCCCGGUGCUGCUGUACUAAUCUCUGAAAUGGACAAAUGAUCCCCGAGUCUCCCAAGGCAGGGAGAGAAGCAGGGACACCUGAUAGUCACCGUGCCCUCCCGGUGGAUACUUGCUCACCAGCCUGCCACCUUCCUUCCUUCCCCUUCUUCCUUUUGUUUGAGACAAGAUCUCAUGUAGCUGAGACUGACCUUGAACUUCUGGUCUUCCUGUUUCUAUCCCCCCCAAGCAUGCCACCAAGCCAGGCAUCCCUUUUCCUCUCCCUUUCGCUUUCCCAAGUCCCCAGGUCUUCUGUAGAAUCCCCGACUUCAGACCUCACCUUCCCACCCCGAGGCUGACCCCCUUUCUCUGCUUAGAUGAUGGCAAAGUGCUCCAGUCUUGUGAGUCUCUGUCCCUUCAGGGAAACUUUUUUUUUAACCCUUUAAAAGCUGUCAGUCUCAGCUCUCUCUGGGGCUCAUAAAGGAAGAGUUUAUUGGUCUCAAUUAGCAGUCCCAUAAAGGAAGAAAAUUGGAGUCUUAAUGAGCUUUGUCUGAUUUGCAAAAUAACACGUUUCCAGGCCUCUGGGCAUGGGAUGUGUGGGGUGAAAGUCUGCCUCCCCUGUGAAUGUUGGAUAGCGCUCCAGCCUUCCAUCUAGGUACAAAGGAUUAUGACUGACGAGUUUUUAAUUGACUCUUUCCAUUCACUGAGUUGCUUCAUUGAGGUCUUAAGAUCUACAGUGUUUGGAACCAGGCCUCUGGGGCAUGGGGCUCAGGGAGAGGUGGUGCCAGAAAAGAGGGCAGCAGGCCACUGAGAGUCACAGCAGCGGCCGCACAAAGAAAAGCACAAACCCAAGUGGAAUUGUGUGGCCAUCUCUCCCCAACAGAGUCCCUGGAACCUUCGCAGUCAGGAGCUCUGGGAUGGAGCCCGAGACGGUGCUGUGGGGCCCAGAUCUGCAGGGUCCUGAAGAGAUCCGGAACAAUGCUCACCCAGGUGCUGAAAGUGGGAAUGAAGAGGAGAGCCCUCAGCAGGAAAGUUCUGGGGAGGAGAUCAUCCUGGGAGAUCCAGCUCAGAGUCCAGAAUCCAAGGACCCACCAGAAAUGCCCCUGGAGAGCCCUUCCCAGGAUGCCUCAGCCCCUCAGGAUUCCCCAGCCACACUGGGUUCUUCCAACCCCUUAGACCACCAGACCCCUAUGGACCCAUCAGCCUCUGAGGUAGUCCCUUCCCCAUCUGAGUGGACCAAGGCCUGUGAGACCAAUUGGCAGUGGGGAACCCUGACCACCUGGAACAGCACCCCCGUAGUCACUGCCAGUGAACCCAGCCUGCGGGAGCUGGUGCAGGGCCGCCCUUCUGGGGCUGAGAAGCCAUACAUCUGUAAUGAGUGUGGCAAGAGCUUUAGCCAGUGGUCCAAACUGCUCCGCCACCAGCGCAUCCACACCGGGGAGCGGCCCAACACAUGCUCCGAGUGUGGCAAGAGCUUCACGCAGAGCUCGCACCUAGUGCAACACCAGCGCACACACACAGGGGAGAAGCCCUACAAGUGCCCCGACUGUGGCAAGUGCUUCAGCUGGAGCUCCAAUCUGGUGCAGCACCAGCGCACGCACACGGGUGAGAAGCCCUACAAGUGCACGGAGUGCGAGAAAGCCUUCACCCAAAGCACCAACCUCAUCAAGCACCAGCGGUCCCACACUGGCGAGAAGCCCUACAAGUGUGGUGAGUGCCGGCGUGCUUUCUACCGCAGCUCGGACCUCAUCCAGCACCAGGCCACACACACAGGCGAAAAGCCCUACAAGUGCCCCGAGUGUGGCAAGCGCUUUGGUCAGAACCACAACCUGCUCAAGCACCAGAAGAUCCACGCAGGGGAGAAGCCAUAUCGCUGCACCGAGUGCGGCAAGAGCUUCAUCCAGAGCUCCGAGCUGACGCAGCACCAGCGCACGCACACGGGGGAGAAGCCCUAUGAGUGCCUGGAGUGUGGCAAGAGCUUUGGCCACAGCUCCACGCUCAUCAAGCACCAGCGGACGCACCUCCGGGAGGACCCCUUCAAGUGCCCCGUCUGUGGCAAGACCUUCACGCUGAGUGCCACGCUGCUGCGCCAUCAGCGCACACACACCGGCGAGCGGCCCUACAAGUGCCCCGAGUGCGGCAAGAGCUUCAGCGUCAGCUCCAACCUCAUCAACCACCAGCGCAUCCACCGCGGGGAGCGGCCGUACAUCUGCGCGGACUGCGGCAAAAGCUUCAUCAUGAGCUCCACGCUCAUCCGCCAUCAGCGGAUCCACACGGGCGAGAAGCCCUAUAAGUGCUCGGACUGUGGCAAGAGCUUCAUUCGCAGCUCGCACCUCAUCCAACACCGCCGCACGCACACGGGCGAGAAGCCCUACAAGUGUCCCGAGUGCGGCAAGAGCUUCAGCCAGAGCUCGAACCUCAUCACGCACGUGCGCACACACAUGGACGAGAACCUCUUCGUGUGCUCCGACUGCGGCAAGGCCUUCCUGGAGGCUCAGGAGCUGGAGCAGCACCGCGUGAUCCAUGAGAGAGGCAAGACACCUGCCCGGAGAGCUCAGAGUGACAGCUUGCUAGGGCUUGGGGAUCCUGCCCUGCUGACCCCGCCACCAGGAGCCAAACCCCACAAGUGUCUGGUCUGUGGAAAGGGCUUCAAUGAUGAGGGCAUCUUCAUGCAGCACCAGCGGGUUCACAUUGGAGAAAACCCCUACAAAAAUGCAGACGGUCUCAUAGCACACCCGGCCCCCAAGCCUCUGCAGUUCCGCUCCCCCAGGUUCCCCUUUGGAGGCAAUUCACACCCAGGUGCUCCAGAGGGCAGAGCGGACCCCCCAGGACAGUCCUUGAAAGUGCCAGAGGGUCAGGAGGGUCUCAGCCAAAGGCUGGGGCCACUGUCCUCCAAGAGCUAUGUCUGUUCCCACUGUGGAGAAAGCUUCCUAGACAGGGCCGUGCUCCUGCAACAUCAGCUCACCCACGGCAAUGAGAAGCCCUUUCUCUUUCCCGAGGGUAGGACUGGCCUCGGGGAAGGGGCAGAGCCCAGUCCCUUCCUAAGUGGAAAGCCCUUUAAAUGCCCAGAAUGCAAAAAAAGCUUUGGCCUGAGCUCUGAGCUGCUGCAGCACCAGAAAGUCCAUGCGGGUGGCAAGUCCCGGAAGAGCUCGGAGCUGGGGAAGAGCUCGUCAGUGCUGCUGGAACACCUCAGGAGCCCCUUGGGGGCCAGACCCUACAGCUGCUCUGAUUGUGGGGCCUCCUUCCUCCAUCGACUAGCUCUUACCCGCCACCAGGAAACCCACACUCAAGAAAGGGCCCCCACUCCUGAGGACCCCCCUUCAGAGCCAGCUACCUUGUCCACAAACCAGGAAGAUGAGGGAGAGGCCUCUACCCCCCCAAAGAGCAGCAGCCACAGGGAAGAGGAAAGUCCUAAAACUCUCUCAGAGGAAAAGCCCUAUCUGUGCCCUGAGUGUGGAGACGGCUUCACAGAAGUUGCAGCUCUCCUCCUCCACAGGAGCUGUCACCCAGGUGUCUCCCUGUGAAGUAGGUUCGGAGACCAGGGUCCUCUCUCUCCUGAGAAAUUGUGGGGAAAGAAGGCCGACCCCAUCAGAUCAUAGAAAAGUGGAGGGUCAAGAACCCUGGGAAGAAAUAGUGCAUUUGCAUCAGCAAAGAGAAGCCUAUGAGAUUGUGGGUGGGAACCACUUACAAGCCGUAGAGAAGAACUGCUGGGUUAGAAGCCCUAUAAAUAUGUAGGAAACAAAGCCCUUUAAGUCUGUAGCAGAGAAAUCCUGUAAACCAUAGUGGGGAAAAGCCCUAUUAAUUGUAGGAAGAGGUUCUAACACGUCUCUAGACAAACCCAUAAAAGUGUAUCAAAAUCCUUAUCAGAAUCCUCGGGUGGGAGAGGUAUAGGGAAUACAGUCAGCACUGACUUGUGAGGUGCCCUGGAUGAUGGAGGAAACACCUGAACUCUUCCUAGUAUUUAUUCUCUCCCGGCAGCCUUGGCCAGAGGAAGGUCCUCAGCAGGGAGGUUGUGUGGGAUCUCAGCUGAGCUAGAAGAGAAAUGGGGAGGAAAUGACUAGGGGCUUCCAGACCCUCAGGUGGGACAAGACUCCAUUGCACUGGGGGAUUUUGGUGAAUCGUAUGUACUAAGGGAAGGAAGACUGGGGGGGGUAAGAGCCCCCCAAAAUGACAAGCCAUUUUAAGGGCUGGAGUUUGGGGUGCAUAACAAACGUUAAGUGUAAGAAUAUUGAGAAAAUGUUGAGAAACCACCUCAGCUAUUAGGGGAAAGUUAUGUUUGUUUGAAGGGAAGCAAAGCAUGGUGGAGAAACUGCAGUUGGAAGCUGGCCAGUUUCUCCUCCCCCUGGGAGCUUGUUAAACUUCAAGUGCAAGCAGAUCCCAGUUCAGGCCGUCAGGGUUCUCCUCAGACAGGCAGGACCAGCCUCUCCCCAGCCCAGCUGGGGAUGUCUACUCUGAGAGGCCUCUGGGCUUUCAAGGGGCCUCUGCCACAUUCUCAGGUCUCACAGGUUUUACCUGAAAUCUAACUGCCACAAGUCUUACUGCAGUGGUGUCCCGUUUCCUCGAAUUCUGUCCUCAGUGGAGAGCCACUCGCUGCUAGCCAACUUCCAAAGAACAAAUUCCUUCAGAGACUCCAGGCUUGUCAGUGCUUGUCCUCCCUGGACUUCUCCAGGUGCACGAGAGCCACUUGUGGGAUCUCUGUGGUGACCAGGGAUGGCAAGACAACACAAUAGACAGACAGCUUUGGUUCACCAGCAACAUGAUCUAAACCUCAGGCUUUUGUGUGAACUCGACGUAAGGCUGCCUGCAGGAUGAGCCAGGCUGCACAGGCUGGAUGUCCUGACACGGCACAGACUGGACCAGAGUCCCUGAAGAGACAAUGGAAACUUGACCACCUUCCUCAUCCCCAGUACUUGGAUGGCCUUGAGAUGGGGUGAUCAGAUUUGAUCCUGGCACUGGGAAGGGACAGACUCCACCUGAUUCUUUUGGCGUUUCUCUCCUUAGCCAGAAUCCAGUGGAGGACACGGAAGGAUGAGAACGGCUCCCCUACCACACCCAUCUCCUCCUCAGACACCACAGGCUAGACACUUCAUUAACCCAGCCAAACCUGCUCACAUGAGCUCUGGGACGGGGCAGAGACAGUUGUCCUAUAAAGUGGUUGAAGAAAAACUUGGGCAAGAAACAUCUGUAACAAAGACCCUUAAAGAUGGGAAGGACUCGCCCCCAUAUUUGGGUAGCCCAAUGCUGGCAUUAGUGACAUUCUGUCCAGAGUAGGAGGACUAAGACACCAAGUGAUAUGAUCUUUAGGAGUCCUGUGCCCAGAAGAGUGACCUGGAUCCCCAUAAAGCUGUGGGAAAGACCUCUAAUUCCAUUACCUAAAAGUUUAAAAGGUAGAGACCCAUCAUUCUUCAUCUAUCCUGUCCCCAAGUGGAUUGCCUGAAAGGACCAAAAUUGAGAAUACUGGGAGAAAAAUGCCGGUCCUCCCGGGGAGAGGGAAAAGGCAGAUCUUAUACAAUUACAGAGAGAGCCUUCCUAGAGACCCAAGUACCAGCUAGGGGGAGCACCAUGGAGUCAGGGAGGAGCCUGUCUGUAUAUUGACAGAAAUGCUGGUAAAGGGGGUAUCCCUAUAAAAUGGAGUAGAUACUCUCCUAAGUAUAAGCUGAUUCGUCUCCUUCUAAGGUGGUAGCAGAAACUAGAGAGAGAGGCAUCCUUUGUAAAACCAGGAGCAGAUUCCCUCAGACCCAGGUCUGAAAGUCUGUCACUGCUGGGGGAGGCGGUCAGUGUAACAUGGCUGUAAACUGUUGAGGACUAAGAUGUAGCAUAUGUAGCAGGAUGCUCACAUGUCCUGGAGACAAGUGAGGGCUAUGGUCUUGACUUCAGCUCUAAGUGGACCAUGUGGAUAGGUGGUGGACUGGGUUCCUGCAGGAAAAGAGCAGAGCACAGAGCUCAUGGUGAGACCUGUUCUUCUGGUCACCUCCCCCUCAGACCUAGCUACACCACAGAGGGGAUCUGCUGCAGGACCCAGAGUCCUUGUAACUGGCUCAGGAAAAGGUCUCCCAGAGUUAAGUCUGGAAGGCAUAAUGGAGCCAACUCCACACUGGGCCAGGGCCCUCAGAAGUGCCCCAGCAGCCACGGGCAAGGGGUACAAGCAUUGGAGAGGGUGGGGCUGCUUUGCCCCAAGGGGAAACCUAGAGCUGUUGUUAAGUGUGGAGGUCAGAUAGAGCUCAUAAAGGAACCGUGAAUGGGGAGAGGACUUGAAACCAUCGUGACCCCCCAGUCCGGGGGAGUGGCUCCCAGAAUCCUUUGCCCUCACAGAGGAAGCCCUGUUUUUGAGUGUCGUGUGUCAGUAACGGUGAUGUGUCCCCAGUGUCAUGUUGAGUAGUUGAAGAGAAUAAAGGGAGUCAGAUUUCC